Molecule: messenger RNA, 2031 nt
Organism: Tetrahymena thermophila SB210
Lineage: Eukaryota; Ciliophora; Oligohymenophorea; Hymenostomatida; Tetrahymenidae
Product: Serine/Threonine kinase domain protein
Exons: 2
Biological process (GO): peptidyl-serine phosphorylation; autophagosome organization; protein autophosphorylation
Cellular component (GO): autophagosome; cytoplasm
Molecular function (GO): protein serine/threonine kinase activity; ATP binding
Source: RefSeq, a predicted model, not a curated record
AUGUCAUCAUCACAACUUUAAUCUCAAAAUUAAAACAGUGGUGGUAACUAGAAUGGAAUGCAGAAUAAUUCAGUUAAACAGACAGUUUAUAAAAAGAUAGGUCCUUAUUCAUUGAUCAAAGAAAUUGGAUAGGGAUCUUUUGCUAGAGUUUACAGAGGUCGAACAGAAACCAAUGGAGUUUAAGAAGAUUUUGCAAUAAAGAUGAUUUCUAAAGGGUAUUUAAGGGAAGAUAAUUAAGAACUCAUUGACAAAGAAAUCAGCAUUCUACUUAAAUUGAGACAUAAAAAUAUAAUCAGAUUAGUUGAUUUUAAAAAAACAACUAACAAUUGGUAUUUAAUAUUUGAGUAUUGUGAACUAGGAGAUUUAGAGUAGUAUAUGAAAGAAAAGUUUAACGGGAAAUUUCCACUCAGCAUAGCAUUAACAUUUAUAUAAUAGCUUAAGUCUGCUUUUUAGGAGAUUCGCAGGCUUAAAUUUGUUCAUCGUGAUUUGAAGUUAGCUAACAUUUUACUUACUAAAGAUCUUACAGUCAAGCUAGGCGAUUUUGGGUUUGCAAAGCAUUUUGAUGAUAACUCUCUUCUACAAAGUUACUGCGGCACUCCUAUAACAAUGGCUCCUGAAAUUCUUAAAAGAGAAAAGUAUAAUGAGAAAUGCGAUAUUUGGAGUCUUGGUAUUAUUAUUUAUUAGAUGAUUUAUGGAAGGCCACCUUUUAAUCCUCACAAAGGAGCUCACAUUUAAGAUUUGAUUAACUUGAUUGAAAAAAAUCAAAUUGAUUUCUCAGCUAUUCAAAUCCCCCCUGAAGUCAAAGACCUAAUUCUUAAAAUGUUAGUCGUUGAUCCAAAUUAGCGUAUAAGCUUUGAAGACUUUUUUGAACAUCCUUGUAUGCAGCCUUAGUACUUGUUAAAUCUGGCUCAAGAAGGUCUUAGCGCUCUAAAAACUAACCAAAAUUAGUCGUAGUUGUUGUUAUAGUUUUAGCAGCUAUAAUAGUAAAAUUUGGACUCAUAAUAAACCAGCCCUUAAGAUGCCCCAGAAAAUUAAGCAAAAGAAAAAGUUUUAGCAAAUAAAGGCAUAGAGAUAAAUAAUAAUUAAACAAACCAGACAGAUAGUGAAAAGUUGAUAUAGCUCUCACCCAAAAUGUAAAAGAUGCAAAUCAAUUUACAAUCAGAAGAGCUUCUCGAAGUUAAAGAAAAGUAAAAUAGAGCUUUAGAAUACAUUUGGCAAAGAAUGCAUGAAAUUUUAACAGAAGAAUUAAAUAAAUAUUUAGAAAAAAUGGAUGAUUAGAUGAAAAAUGCUGAACAGCUCUCUUAAGAUAUUAGCACUGACUUUAGCUAAUCUUGCUCAUGGGCUUCAGUUCUCUUAGCAUUACUCCAAACAGUUAAAACGAUAGAGAACCAUCUAGAAAUUACUCUAAUUAUUUCUGAUUCAAGCAAUGGUUCAGAGAAAUAAUAGAAAGAAGAGACCUUUAAAAUAGCUUUUCCAAAGUUCAUUCAAGAGAAAUUAAAAGACUUAAGCAAAUAACUGAAUACUAUGAUCAAAAAUAUUAAGAUAGAAAAUUCAGAACAAUAAAAGAACACUGAUGUUUAUAAUAUGCUAUUUGGUAAUUUGCUGCAUUAUGCUGAUUACUCCUUACUAAAUGAAGUACUCACUUCUCCUUAAUAGUAGCUAAAGUAUUACUAAAGAUGUAUAAAGCUCUGCUAGUAGUUGCUUUCAGUAAAAGAUAAUGCUUUUUCAAAAAUUGUUAUUACAAUCAACGACCCCAGCAUGGAAAUUACCAAAUAAGAUAUUUAAAAAAUAAUUCAGCUACCUUUCAAGGAUAAAGAAGAAUAACCUAUAAGAAAAAAUAGCAACUCUAAGAAUGAAAGAAAGAUAAUUUCAAUAGUUAAAAAUUUAAUAAACAUACAAAAAAUAUAUACAAUCUCAAACUUCUUGGAAUAGAUGAACAUCGUUGAAAAAACAGAAGAACUCAAAACUUAAUAUGAAAUCUAUCAAGGAAGAUACGAUGCUUGUUAUUAAAAAAUAUCUCAAUAAAGUUGA